AUUGAAUGCCCUGGUGCGCUGUCUGCUCUCACUGCAUUCUGGGUAAUGUAGUCCUGGACAGAUCUUCAGUUGGGCGUGGAUGAAGGAAUUUCGCUUCAAGGGCGGGAUAUCAGAUCCAUCACAAUUGGUCAGAUGAACUGUUUGUCAACCUAUAUUGGGACAAUCUUUCUAGUGAUUGGUGAGAGCGGAGGCGGGGUUAAGCAUUAUCAGCACCCCAUUCGGAGUCGGUGUUGUCCAUUUGGUGUCGUGAGGGGGUGGGGCGGAUUUUCUAGGAAACACUCACUGAUUGGCUGGAUGUGCUGGAAAUGCCGGAGGGUCAGCCCCCACCGUGCGGCGAUUGGCUCACCCCUUAGCGGUGGGGGCGUCAGAGGCGGUGUCAGGGGAGGUGGCGGCUCCAGAGAUGGCAGUGAGCGAGAGGAGGGGGCUCGCCCCCCGGACCCCCCUGGAGUGGGGGCAGGGGCUACUUCUGCUGCUGCUCUUGGGUGGCUGUUCUGGGCGCAUCCACCGACUGGCGCUGACGGGGGAGAAGCGAGCGCACAUCCAGCUGAACAGCUUCGGCUUCUACGCCAAUGGCUCCCUCGAGGUGAACCUGAGCGUCCUGCGUCUGGGCCUCCCGGAGACGGAAGAGAAGGCCCCGCUGGUGGGGUUCAGUCUGACUCGGGUCCGACCUGGCAGUGCUCGAUCCUACUCAACCCGGGACCCCCACGAUUGUCCUCUCCAGAAAAACAGUAGCAACCUCCUGGUUCUCUUCCUCAUUGACACCAAGGAUCUGCGGGUCCAGGUGAGGAAGUAUGGGGAGCAGAAGAAGCUGUUCAUCUCUCCUGGGCUCCUCCCCGAAGCACCUUCUGAACCAGGGCCCCCAGCGCCAGUGCACACAGUCACCCCUAAAGUGGACAGUGGGACCACCCCUGCGCUCGACAAGGCCAAGGCAAAACCCAUAGUGUCUCAGGAAGCCCAGCAGGGCCCCAGCGAGGACAAGGAACUGGUUCUGGGUCUUGGGCACCUCAACAACUCCUACAACUUCAGCUUCCACGUGGUGAUCGGCUCCCAGGCUGAGGAAGGCCAGUACAGCCUCAAUUUCCACAACUGUUACAACUCCAAGCCGGGCCAGGAGCGGCCGUUUGACAUCACGGUCAUGAUCCGGGAGAGGAACCCUGAGGGCUUCCUGUCAGCAGCGGAAAUUCCCCUUUUCAAGCUGUAUAUGGUCAUGUCUGCCUGCUUCCUGGCCGCUGGCAUCUUCUGGGUGUCCAUCCUCUGCAAGAACACGUACAACGUCUUCAAGAUCCAUUGGCUUAUGGCAGCCCUGGCUUUCACCAAGAGCAUCUCCCUCCUUUUCCACAGUAUCAACUACUACUUCAUCAACAGCCAGGGUCACCCCAUCGAAGGCCUCGCCGUCAUGCACUACAUCACACACCUGCUGAAGGGUGCUCUCCUCUUCAUCACCAUCGCCUUGAUCGGCUCUGGCUGGGCCUUCGUGAAGUAUGUCCUGUCAGACAAGGAGAAGAAGAUCUUUGGGAUCGUGAUUCCCCUGCAGGUCCUGGCCAAUGUGGCCUACAUUGUCAUUGAGUCCCGCGAGGAGGGUGCCAGCGACUACAGGCUUUGGAAGGAGACCCUCUUCCUGGUGGAUCUCAUCUGCUGUGGCGCCAUUCUCUUCCCUGUGGUCUGGUCCAUCCGGCACCUCCAGGACGCAUCUGGCACUGAUGGAAAGGUGGCAGUGAACCUGGCCAAGCUGAAGCUCUUUCGGCAUUACUACAUCAUGGUCAUCUGUUACGUCUAUUUCACGAGGAUCAUCGCCAUCCUGUUGCAGGUGGCCGUCCCCUUCCAGUGGCAGUGGCUGUACCAGCUCUUGGUGGAAGGCUCCACUCUCGCCUUCUUCGUGCUCACUGGCUACAAGUUCCAGCCAGCAGGCGACAACCCAUACCUGCAGCUGCCUCAGGAGGACGAGGAGGACAUGCAAGCGGAGCAAGUAAUGACCGAUUCUGGGUUCCGGGAAGGCCUGUCCAAAGUCAACAAAACAGCGAGCGGGCGGGAACUGUUGUGAUCAUCCCGGCAUCUGGGGCAUCUGGGACCGGCGCUCGCCUCCCGCCUGCUCCCACCCCUCCUCACAUUCCUCACUCCCGCAGGCUCCCACAGCGCCAGGAGGGGGAGGAGGGGGAGGGCGCCUGGGGGCGUGCAGCGCCCAGCCCCCUGAGGCUUAAGCCUCAGAGCCCAUUGAGAAGAGUGCUCCCCACUUCCCCCAAGUAUUGGGCAAUCCUGUCCCCACCCCGGAGCCAUCUGCCACUUGCAGUUGCACAAUAAUGACCGAUCUGUUUUUGCUA
This is a messenger RNA of Hyaena hyaena (striped hyena), 2318 nucleotides long. It is a transcript of the gene GPR108, whose product is annotated as G protein-coupled receptor 108. The record is from RefSeq and is a predicted model, not a curated record. The coding region runs from base 401 to 2041 and encodes 546 amino acids. Gene Ontology annotation, biological process: transport. Lineage: Eukaryota; Metazoa; Chordata; Mammalia; Carnivora; Hyaenidae. Gene Ontology annotation, cellular component: membrane; Golgi apparatus. The transcript is spliced from 18 exons.